Talaromyces amestolkiae is the source of this 456-nucleotide messenger RNA. RefSeq lists its product as uncharacterized. The record is from RefSeq and is a predicted model, not a curated record. NCBI's taxonomy places the organism in Eukaryota, Fungi, Ascomycota, Eurotiomycetes, Eurotiales, Trichocomaceae. Gene Ontology annotation, biological process: mycotoxin biosynthetic process. The coding region runs from base 1 to 456 and encodes 151 amino acids. The transcript has 3 exons.
AUGUUCGGUACAAGUUCACGAAGUAACUCGACUUUGGACCAUGUCCAAAGGUUCUCAGCAUGGUCGCCUGCUGAUGUGUCUGUCAAAUACAAUGAUGUCAAAUACAACUUUACAAAAUCCGCACAAAAGUUUGUUGGAUAUGGUCCAGAAAUUGACACGGCUUGGAGAGAAAUCUCUUACGACGAAGUCGGUGACCAAUGGAUUCCAAAAUCUGAUCUGGCAAAAUUGGGCAUGCCAGAAUACUCUCUCAAAGUCGACCACCCUGUGACAGGUGAGGAGGGAUACCGUGUCGGCAUGGAAGUCUUUCAUCAUCUGCAUUGUCUCAAUCUACUCAGAAAAGUCACAUAUAAAGAGUACUAUGAGCCGUUGGGUGGAGAGUUUGCUGCUGGUCCUGAAGCUUUACAGCAUCAUACAGGUGAGCCCGCCUCCAUUGCCGACUGCGGUAACUAUUUCUAG